CGGAAAAUGUUCUGUUGACCCGGAAAUUCUUGAGUUUUCUCUGAACGCGUCGCGUUCUAUCGGCAAUUUUAUUUGGAAAUGGCAAAUAGGACAGUCAAAGAUGCUAAUAGUAUACAUGGAACAAAUCCUCAAUACCUUGUAGAAAAGAUCAUACGGACACGUAUCUACGAGUCUAAAUACUGGAAAGAAGAAUGCUUUGGACUCACUGCCGAGCUUGUUGUCGACAAGGCCAUGGAGCUGAAGUACAUUGGAGGUGUGUAUGGUGGAAACAUCAAACCAGCCCCUUUCCUGUGCUUGACCCUCAAGAUGCUACAGAUUCAGCCAGAGAAAGAUAUCAUCGUCGAGUUCAUAAAAAAUGAAGAUUUCAAGUAUGUUCGUCUUCUUGGAGCCACGUACAUGCGUUUGACUGGAACAUCAGUGGAUUGCUAUAAGUAUUUGGAACCACUUUACAACGACUACAGAAAAGUCAAAAUGCAGAAGAGGGAUGGAGAAUUUGACAUCAUGCACGUAGAUGAGUUCAUUGAUGAGCUGCUGCAUGCAGAGAGGGUGUGUGAUGUCAUUCUUCCCCGACUUCAGAAAAGACAGGUGUUGGAAGAAGCUGAGCUGCUGGACACGCGGAUCUCUGCCCUGGAGGAAGACCUGGAUGAAGUGGAGAGCAGCGAGGAGGAAGAUGAGGAAGAAGAAAGGCCUGAGAGAGCGAUGACCCCAGAGCCUCACAGACGCGGCGGCUACCGUGACCACGACAGAGUGCGUCGCUCCCCGUCUCCUCGCUACAGGCGCAGCAGAUCACCCAGGAGGAGGAGCAGAUCGCCAAAACGACGAAGCCCCUCCCCGAGGCGUGAGCGGGACCGUGAGCGCGAACGCCACCGCAGCAAAAGCCCACGCAGACACCGCAGUCGCUCAAGGGAGAGACGUCACCGCUCCAAAUCUCCAGGCCAUCACAGGAGUCACAGACAUCGCAGUCACUCCAAAUCUCCAGAAAGCAGAUCAAAGAGGAGCCAUAAGAAGAGAAGGGAUUGAUUUCUUAAUGGUUCUUUUUUUUUUUUAAUUCCACCAAUACAUGUUGUCAUUUGUACAGUUUUUACUUGGCUGCAGUCCUGGUUGAUCUAUUCUGAGCCAUUUUCAGGAUAAUGUUUCAAAAAAGUGAUGUAUAUUACAAUAGACACCCACCCUUCCUCCCCCAAAAGUGAAGAUGUUUAACUUUUUUUUGGUCAAUUUUUUUAAAAAUUUUUUUGUUAAUUAUAGGGUUAAGGUUUUUUUUUUUUCAAAUACUACAGCAUAGUGAGGUAAAAUUGGCUCAUACAGAAUUCCAUUUGAAAGUGUAAAACAUAAUUUAUACCUACCUACAUACAUUUUAGACAUCUGGGCAGCUGAAACAAUAAACCCAAUUGUAAUUUUGAA
Engraulis encrasicolus (European anchovy) is the source of this 1401-nucleotide messenger RNA. RefSeq names its product pre-mRNA processing factor 38A (gene prpf38a). The record is from RefSeq and is a predicted model, not a curated record. The coding region runs from base 79 to 1020 and encodes 313 amino acids. NCBI's taxonomy places the organism in Eukaryota, Metazoa, Chordata, Actinopteri, Clupeiformes, Engraulidae. Gene Ontology annotation, cellular component: precatalytic spliceosome. The transcript has 10 exons.